Miniopterus natalensis is the source of this 1831-nucleotide messenger RNA. The record is from RefSeq and is a predicted model, not a curated record. NCBI's taxonomy places the organism in Eukaryota, Metazoa, Chordata, Mammalia, Chiroptera, Miniopteridae.
UGCCUCCUGCACGCCCCCUACUGGGGACCGAGUCCGCAAUCUGGCCUCGUGCGCCGGCCUGGAAUCCCCACCGUUGCGUCACGCUGUCUGGGCUGACCGCUCUUACUUUCAAAAGUGGGUUAUUAAUGAUUGGCAGGACGCUGGCCCUCCCGGCUCUGUUUAGCCGUCUGCUCUGCCCCUUUGGGCGCUCAGUCUGCAGAUAGACGGCCUGCCAUUAGAGGCUCUCUAACCAGUUCUUUCUCCCCAGCCCUGUGAAAUUGAUCCGAGGCCUGAAGUUAAGCGGCAAAAUGAUGGCCUCAUCUCCCGCUGUCCUGCGAGCACCUGGACUCUGCCGAUGGGGCCUGAGAGGUUGGGCAUGGCUGCCCAGGCCUACAAACUUGAGGCCUGGUGACCCGGUCUCUGGGGCCACUGUCCGGAUGGCGGCGACAGUGACGGUGGAGCCCGGGGGCCGCUGCAGCUGGGACGAGCCCGUGCGCAUCACCGUCAGCGACCUGGCUGCGGGGCAGCGGGUCACGCUGCGAUCGUCCCUGCGCGACGAGAAGGGCGCGCUCUUCCGGGCCCACGCCCGUUACAGCGCGGACGCCCGCGGCGAGCUGGACCUGGCGCGCGCGCCCGCGCUGGGCGGCAGCUUCACCGGGAUCGAGCCCAUGGGGCUCCUCUGGGCCCUGGAGCCCGAGAAGCCCGGCCUGCGUCUGAUAAAGCGGGACGUGCAGACGCCUUUCUCCGUGGAGCUGGAGGUGCUCGACGGCCACGAGCCCGAGGGCGGGCGGCUCCUCGGUCGGGCGGUGCACGAGCGCCACUUCCUCGCGCCCGGGGUGCGGCGGGAGCCGGUGCACGCGGGCCGGGUGCGCGCCACGCUCUUCCUGCCGCCAGAACCUGGGCCCUUUCCUGGGAUUGUGGACAUUUACGGAGCUGGAGGUGGCCUUCCGGAAUAUCGAGCUAGUCUGCUGGCUGGGAAGGGUUUUGCUGUGAUGGCUCUGGCUUAUUAUAACUAUGAAGACCUCCCCAAGGGCAUGGAGAACAUCCAUCUGGAGUACUUUGAAGAAGCUGUGAACUACCUGCUUAAUCACCCUCAGGUAAAGGGUCCAGGAGUUGGGCUGCUUGGGAUUUCCAAAGGAGGUGAGCUCUGCCUCUCCAUGGCCUCGUUUCUGAAGGGCAUCACCGCUGCAGUCAUAAUCAAUGGCUCCGUGGCCAAUGUUGGAGGGGCCUUACACUAUAAGGGUGAGACCCUGCCUCCUGUAGGUUUAAACGUAAGUCGAAUCAGGAUAACCAAAGAUGGCUUUGCAUACAUUUGGGAUGCCCUGAACAGCCCUUUGGAAGGACCUGACCAGAAGAGCUUCAUUCCUGUGGAAAGGGCUGAGAGCAGCUUCCUGUUCCUUGUAGGUCAGGAUGACCAGAACUGGAAGAGUGAAUUCUAUGCUAAUGAAGCCUCUAAACGCUUACAGGCCCAUGGCAAGGAGAAGCCUCAGAUCAUCUGUUACCCAGGGACGGGGCACUACAUCGAGCCUCCUUACUUUCCCAUGUGCCGGGCUUCCCUGCACACCUUAGUGGGUAGACCUGUCAUUUGGGGAGGAGAGCCCAGGGCUCAUGCCAUGGCCCAGGAAGAUGCUUGGAAGCAGCUCCAGACUUUUUUCCACAAACACUUGGGUAGGGAAAAGGAGAUAAUCCCACCAACACUUUAAUCUUUGAUUGUGUGGCAUCUCUGAUGCUAAUUUAUCCCGGGAACAGCUGUUGCAAUUAGUGUGUAAGUGUAGUUUUUUUCUUUUUAAUAAUUACUUUAGAGUUUUUCCCUCCUCGCUGUUAAAAUAAACUUAGCAAUGAAUUUUCAAGA